Messenger RNA from Saccharomyces eubayanus, 396 nucleotides. RefSeq names its product mitochondrial 37S ribosomal protein bS6m (gene MRP17). The transcript has a single exon. The record is from RefSeq and is a predicted model, not a curated record. Bases 1 to 396 code for a protein of 131 amino acids. Gene Ontology annotation, cellular component: ribosome; mitochondrial small ribosomal subunit. Gene Ontology annotation, molecular function: structural constituent of ribosome; small ribosomal subunit rRNA binding. NCBI's taxonomy places the organism in Eukaryota, Fungi, Ascomycota, Saccharomycetes, Saccharomycetales, Saccharomycetaceae. Gene Ontology annotation, biological process: translation.
AUGUUGUAUGAACUUAUCGGACUCGUUCGUAUAGCCAACUCAAAUGCGCCGAAGUUAGAAGCGAAGGAAUUAUCUACCACGAUUGGGAAAUUGAUUAUUCAAAAUAGAGGUGUCGUAAGGGAUAUUAUACCCAUGGGUAUAAGGUACCUUCCUAAAAUAAUGAAGAAAGACCAAGAAAAACAUUUUCGAGCAUACCAUUUUUUAAUGCUGUUUGAUUCUUCAGCUGCAGUACAAUCGGAAAUUUUAAGAACUUUGAAGAAAGACCCUCGUGUCAUAAGAUCGUCUAUCGUUAAAGCUAGUACAGACAAACAACUUGAUGUGGCUUCAUCGCUACAUCGCUCUUUAGGGAAGAAGUCUAUUUUGGAGCGAGUAAACGAAGAUUAUCAAUCCAUCUGA